Messenger RNA from Exophiala oligosperma, 3977 nucleotides. RefSeq lists its product as uncharacterized. Lineage: Eukaryota; Fungi; Ascomycota; Eurotiomycetes; Chaetothyriales; Herpotrichiellaceae. The record is from RefSeq and is a predicted model, not a curated record. The transcript has a single exon. Bases 304 to 3711 code for a protein of 1135 amino acids.
ACGCUUCUGAUUCCCCUCUUUCUAUGCAAUCCGUAUCUCUGACAGCUGGCAUGUGCUGCCAACCGGCAUAAAGCAGGAAUGCUCCCCGUCAAGGGUCCCUGGUCAAUGCGUUCAAUCUGAGUUAAUUCAUCUGUGGGCAUAUACCAGCAUUCCCCUUUGGAUCCUCUGCGACGAUCCUCUUCACUUGUAUCACCCCAGAUCAAUGCAGCGAUUUUGAAAUCUGCACAGCGACAGCUACACUUUGCUCGUGCUCGUUCGCAAGUCUUCCCUGCCUGACAGGGUCGACGACCUUUAUCUACCGCGAUGGUCAGCUCUUCAACAGCAGGACCGCGCAAUGGUCCCCUCGGCGCAUUCGCGGACAAGAGUCUACCAGACCUCCCAGGCUCUUUCCUCUCGAGUCCACAACCUCUUACCGACGAAGAUGGAUCAUGUCCUAGUCCUACAGUACACGUGUAUAGGGGCGCUCACAAAAGCCCUCGUCAACCUCGCAGGCUGCCACAGUUUCAACAAUCCAGGAAAUGGGCCAAGGUGCACGAUUCCCGAAAACCGGUACCUACUCCGACCGUCACGGUGACCCAAGUUCCCGCAGACUCUCCUAGAGAAUCAGAUGGCCCCGACGAAUCGCAGAGCCAAACGCGUACCAUGCGCGAAGCCUUGUUCGAACAACAGCGCGCAACUAAGAAGCCUGUUGCCCGAGGAAGAAGCUCGCACAGAUCUCCUCCACCUAGGACCACCAGUGACAGCAGUAUCGAAGCCCAAGAUGGAGGCUUAUGUCACCCGCCCUCACAGCCAUGCUUGCCCGCUACUAAGGCAGGCGCGUCUGCAGUCACGAGUACAACUUCCAAAAAGUGGCGCAGAUCGCGCUCUCGUGGGCGCAAGGUCACGCCAACGAAGCAACGCGAGGUCAAGUUUCAGCGGAUCGCAGACAGAGCUGGAGUUCCAACCUCAACACGAGUCGCCGUGCCGGCAAGGUCGAGAGGCCCGUCAAUCACCUCGAAGCAGCUGCCACUGUUGCCCACGGAACACCGGGGCAAGCGAGUUGCACAUGAGACACAGAGAGGACGUCAGCCACGAAUCCCAUCCCCAAUUCCAUCUCUUCACGAUCCUGAAAAGGACAACAAAUUCUCCUCUGAAUGUCAAGAGCUCUUGCGCAGCAUGGAUUUUGACCACGACUUCUUAUUGCCCAUGUUUUCGGCAGUUGGAUCUCAAGAUGUGCUCGCAGCAGCAAGUCGCCGACCCAAGUCGCAACAGUCCAUCUCCAUAAAGGACGCGCUAACCAACCUUCCACCAACAGAUGAGUUGGUUGAACGUAAACAACGACCCCAGAUAACUACCAGUGUCUCCAGCAAGGCGGUGGCGAACUUUACAAAUAUGUUCCAGCUGGCACGAUCAAAGUCCAACCCUAACCCAUCAGCGGUGAAAGGUCAACCCUCUUCAGGUUCUGGUCAGCCUACGAGGACUAGGACGACCACUCGCCGGCCUAUCAUUGAUCGGUCAUUCCUUCGAAUACCUUCGGGCUCUUCUACCGCUGGCCGUACAUUAAGGACAACCAUGAGCGUUGAUACCCUCGCAAAGAUCGAAGCCCAGGUCCACUACGGAGAGCCUACCAAAACCAAGACAACACUGGAGAAGAUUCCAUCCUUGAGCUCUGAGUCAGGGCAACGUGGGCCUCCAAGUAUACCGCCAGAACGACCGUUACCAGCGUUGCCUCCAGAUGCAUUCCUAGAGCAGAGUCCACGACACAGCGUUGACAGUGGCCGUGGUGGCCGACGCCCUCGGAAAGGACAAGCUUCGGCGAUGCCUGUGGUCUUGUCUCGGUCGUCUAUCCGUGUAGUGUGCCAGGCUCCACCGGUCGACGUGGUUCUUGAGCCAUCCGCCGUGAGGCCAAUGUACCCAGGUCUCAAGCAAAGCACGGCUCAAGGUAAAACACACGGUACUGAUGCCGCUGCAAUGGGUCUGGCCGAACAACCAUCAUCGAGCUCCCUUUCUUCGAAGCUAUCCGGAAACUCUAUGAGAUCAUCGCGCUCUUGUCGGCGAAGCAUCUGCAGUGCCCGUGCCGACAAAGUGAAAGAAAAGCGUUUGAAGGAUCUUGCAACGUCCAAAAACUCAUCUAGUUCACCCAACCGACCAGCCAGUAGCGAUUCUGCUGGACAUCAACAUACCAAUACCACUACCACGCCUCCUACAUCCUUCGACCGCCCCACACCUUAUGAAAGACAAGUCGAUGUGGAUCAACUUGAUCAAUUUCCAGCAGUGCCAAAGUCUCGGCCAGGUAGUAGUAGCGUUGCCAGUGUGCAAAGUCCUACUCGAGCGCGCGGAUAUAGUUUCAGCAGUGUGACCAGCCCACGCCGGCAGUCAUCUAAGAAACAAAAUUCAUCUCGUUCUGGGCAAGUGCUGGGACAGAGUAAUAUCUUCGUCGUUGUGGAUUCCGAUCCAGUCACUGCACGGUUCCGCGCCGGCGCCAUGAGCCCGAGUCCAAGUAUCGGUAGCGGCAAUGGGAGUGGCCGUCCUGGCAGCCCACUGAAGAACAAGCAAUACAAGGCUGGCCCUUCGACUUUGCGAGAAGUAACGACGCAUCAAGGGUCCAAUGGUACGAAGCCAAAUACCGCUAGCGUCCGGGUCGCGAGAGUCGAGUCUUCCACCACUUCUGGUGUUCCUCCUCCUCGGAAGACCAAACGUCACGCGAGACAGAACAGUAUCCAGCCGAGCAGCUCCAGUGACGAGUCCACGACACCGAGCAUGAACCGCUCUGGUCGGGGCAAGUCACCUCAGAGCAGACCGUCACGUCCUCCGACGAAGCGCAGAAGAUGGAACAGCUUCGACAUCAGUUUGGUCAAGACUCUCCACGAGAAUCUCGAGGACUACUACGGGACCAUCUUGAAGCAAGAGGAGAGGAUCCGAUGGCAAGCAGACCAACUGCGGAUGAUGGUGAGAGUCAUCGCUCCCAUGAACCGCGCGCGAGGGAUCAAGGGCUCUUCUCACCUCGACGACAUUCCCGACCAGAUCGAGAACGACGACGACGCCUUGGUCGUCAGCCAGCAAUACGCACAGAGAAUGUCGACCGGCAACAUGCCUCGGAUUCCCCGCCGUACUCACGUGAGACAGUCGAGCUCGGGUAGCGGCUGGCCGUUGAGUAAAGUCAACGCCAAAGAACGCGUCACCAAGCCCGGACAGGGUCAACACAGACGGAUGAGCAGCAUGAUCUCCGAACCUGGACCGGCCAUCUCGGUGCCAUCGCAACCGACGACGAAACCGAUGGCGAUGAGCAAGAUCCAGACCGCGGUGGAAGAUCCUACUCUGACCGCGCUGCCACCCGUCGACGGCCGGCCGUCGGUCGUGUCUACUCCAGAAUACGACAACAACGACAAGGAAAACGAUGUCCCCCGGGCCGAGAAGAGCAAUACGAAGAGAGCGUCGCUUCGGCAUUCUGGAGCUCAAGACUCAGCCCUGGCGUUGCGACAACCUCCUUCCGUCCCGAGUCCGAUUCCUCGAUCACUCUCGGCGGAUGAAGGAGCAGACGUCUUCAGCUCGCCGACCAGCGGUGGACAAUUCGACGACGCCCCUUCCUCGCCGGGAUUCCUUGAACAAGAAGAGGAGAACAAGAAAGGACACGGGGACCGUAACAGUGCGGCGAGGUUGAGCGUGAAUCACUUCCUGGCCAGUACGGAACAGAUGGACAAGGCACUCGGCCUCUCCUCGGUGUAUAUUUAGGGAUGACUUGAAGACCCCGGAUGUAACGAUAUGUCAUCGAAUAAUGUUGUUUCGAUUUAUGAUGAUGAAGGUUGGAGCGGGAAACUUGAUUUUUUUUUCUGGGUUUUUUGUUCAAAGGACCAAACAGUACUUUGGCAGGAGUUGGUGAGUCUUUUUACGACCAUAAUAUGAUGGACAUGGGGCCGAUGGCAAGAAAUGGGGUGUUGGGCAAUGUCCCACACCGAACGUGACCACAUACCUAGGUACAUUAGAUACCUGUACUUUCU